Molecule: messenger RNA, 2227 nt
Organism: Zonotrichia leucophrys gambelii
Lineage: Eukaryota; Metazoa; Chordata; Aves; Passeriformes; Passerellidae
Gene: NXPE3
Product: neurexophilin and PC-esterase domain family member 3
Exons: 7
Coding region: 263-1948 (561 amino acids)
Source: RefSeq, a predicted model, not a curated record
AGGGAGGGGCGGCGGGAGCCGGGCUUUUACAGCCAGCGCCUCCGGGCCGGGGGCGAGGCCCCCGCCUGGCCCGGGGGAGCGCCGGGGGCUGCGGUUGUUGGCCUUCUGUGUGGAUGGCUUCAGAGAACGUUUCAGGAGUAGGGGAUGAGGUGGAAGGCAGCUGAGUUCUCUCGUGCCCUGCCGAGACGAAAUGCCAUUCCCGCUUGCGGCGGACGGAAGCCAUGGCCAUGUGUAACAUGGGAGGGAAAGGCACGGCUGGACCAUGUGGCGUGACUCGUUCAGACUGCAGCUCUUCUGCCUGCUCAUGGCAGUGCUGGCUGUCGUGGUGCUGGUCCAUAACUUUUUCCAGUUAGAGCACUUGGAUAAUGACACAGUUUCAGGAUCGAAUUGGAUAACAGAAAACAAUGUCCAGCAUCCUCUGUCCCAGGCAGCCAAAACCACCAGGAAGCCUUACUGUGGGUACGAGGAGCAGACCUUGUCCAAACGGGAACAAGCAGAGCAGGAAUCCUUGCUUGCUGCAGUACAGUGGCCAAAGCCCCCUGAUGGCAAAAUCCCCUUUGCGCAGAGCACUGAUCCCACACACAGUGACUUUGUGAUUGUGAAACCCGACAGGUUCUUCAAGGUGGGUGAUCAGUUGGAGGUACUCGUUCGCAUGAAGGAUUUCCAAGGAAAACCCAAACAGUACGGUGGAGACUAUUUACUAGCACGAAUUCACUCUCCUGGCCUGAAAGCUGGAGCAGCAGGAAGGAUUGUAGAUUGCCACAAUGGCCUUUACAAAGUCUUCUUUACCUUGCUUUGGCCAGGAGAGGUCAAAGUUUCUGUGUCGCUUGUCCAUCCGAGUGAAGCCAUCCAAGUCCUCGUGCGUUUGCGCGAGGAAAGGCCGGACAGAGUCUACUUCAAAAGCUCCUUCAAGUCUGGGAGGUACUCAGAGACUACAGAGUGCAACGUUUGCCUGCCUGCAGGUCUCCCAGUCUGUAACUUCACAGAUCUCUACACGGGUGAGCCGUGGUUCUGUUACAAGCCUCGGAAACUGUCCUGUGCCAGCCGAAUCAACCAUGCCAAAGGCGGAUAUCUGAAAGGGCUUCUGACACAAGAGGAAAGCCUCUUUUUCCAAAGUGAUGUGAAUAUCAAAAGGCCAGUACUCUCCAGUGGACCUGAUUCAGUCAUUGUAAAGCCCACAGCAUUUACAGAUUCAAGCAGUAUGGGCAGAGCUGAAGAUCCCACAGCUUCCCCUUCUGGUUAUUAUUAUGAAGACCAGUGGAGGUCCAGAACACAUUGGAUCCAUAAUUUUAACAAAUCAGAGGAUAUAACUGAGUGCUUACAAGGAAAAGUAAUCCACUUGUUUGGAGACUCUACAAUAAGGCAGUGGUUUGAAUAUUUGACAGCAUUUGUUCCAGAUCUGGUGGAAUUUAACCUGGGCAGCCCGAAGAACGUGGGCCCUUUCAUGUCGGUGGACCUGAAGCACAACAUCCUGCUGAAGUUCCGCUGCCACGGGCCGCCCAUCCGCUUCUCCACCGUGUUCAGCAGCGAGCUGCGCUACAUCGCCAACGAGCUCGACAGCAUCGUGGGCGGCAGGAACACCGUGGUUGCCAUCACCAUCUGGUCCCACUUCAGCACCUUCCCCGUGGAGGUGUACAUCCGCCGCCUCAGGAACAUCCGCAGGGCCGUGCUGCGGCUGCUGGACCGCAGCCCCAAGACUGCCAUCGUCAUCAGAACAGCCAACGUGCAGGAGCUGGGGCCGGAAGUGAGCCUCUUCAACAGUGACUGGUAUUCCUUUCAGCUUGAUUCUGUCAUGAGGAAAAUGUUCUCAGGAAUUGCUGUGCACUUUGUGGAUGCUUGGGAGAUGUCUGUGGCUCAUUACUCGCCACAUAACCUGCACCCUAAUGAAAUAAUUGUUAAGAAUCAAAUAGAUGCGUUUUUAUCUUACGUGUGUCCUCUGCAAACUUAGCACAAAUGGGUGUCCCUAUGUCGCCUUUUGCUAUAGCCCAAGUACAGCUGCUCUUUUGAGCUGUGGAAUGAGGCUGGAUGAUAUGGAGAACUCUGGACACUGUACUUGCAUGCAGGAUAAGUGGGGUGGCCUUAAAGUCUGGGUAGCUGUGAAAGGGUGGUAAAGAGGAGUUGACUCUUCAGGCCAUAUCUUCCUGCAAGGUUGAUUCCUUCAAGCUUAUCAUUCAUACCUGAGAUUAUUCGAGAGCACCUUAAAUUAAAUUGGCAGGAUUCAAUAAGA